Molecule: messenger RNA, 1401 nt
Organism: Trypanosoma conorhini
Lineage: Eukaryota; Euglenozoa; Kinetoplastea; Trypanosomatida; Trypanosomatidae
Product: putative tRNA isopentenyltransferase
Exons: 1
Coding region: 1-1401 (466 amino acids)
Biological process (GO): tRNA modification
Cellular component (GO): mitochondrion
Molecular function (GO): tRNA dimethylallyltransferase activity
Source: RefSeq, a predicted model, not a curated record
AUGGCUACGGAGGGAGGACAGUGUGGCGAGCCCAUUUUUUUCGUUUUGGGGGCGACGGGAAGUGGAAAGUCAUUGGCGGCUGUGAAUGUUGCAAAGGCGCUUCAAAACCGAUGUGGUGUUAGACAUGUUGCAAUUGUGAACUGCGAUGUUAUGCAGUUUUACGCUGAUCUUCCAAUUGCGACGAAUAAGGUUUCUUCGUCUGAAAUGGAGGAUAUUUAUCAUUGCUUCAUUGGUUUCCUUUCCCCCGGCGGAGUGAAAAUUCGAGACCCCACUAUACCUUACAAAGGAUCUGACAAAGAGGAAUAUGAGUCGAUGCAGAGUUCGGAGGAAAAUGAGGUGUAUAAUAUUCACUCGUACGUGCGCGAUGCGGUGAGGUUCAUUAGGACUUUUUUUCGAGAACACGCUUCUGCUGCUAUUGUUGUAUGCGGAGGUACGUGCUACUAUGCGCAGGCACUUUUAUUCGAUAAUACUUUGACAUUGGAAGAUGAUAAGGACUCAGUGUAUGAGGAGAAAAAGUUUAAUUUUUCUUCCUCUCUAGAAAACUACGAGGGUAAAAGUCUCUGGCAAGAGCUGAAUCGAGUGGAUCCUGCUGUAGCUAUUCGCUAUCAUCCGAAUGAUACGAGGCGUAUUUCCCGUCUUCUUGAGAUUUAUAAAAAAACAAAUCGUUUGCCCUCGGAAAUUUACGCCACUAGGCCAGAUCCCUGCUUUCGCUUUUGCCCAACGGAAUGCUUUGUACUAUGGAUACAGGUUCCGUAUGAAAAAUUGAAAACCAAAUUAGAUGAGCGAGUCGAUAAAAUGGUGCAACAGGGUAUUGUGGAGGAAUUUGUUGAGUUUGCACAAAGACGAAAAAAUGAUGUUUUUGACAUUGGUUUAGCAAGGGCAAUUGGUUUUAAGGAGUUUAUUACAGCGUUUGCUGAAAUCGACGGUCAAAUGCGGGUAAAGGGCGAAUGUGAAUUGAAAAAUUCUCUUGCUCUUUUGAAGAGCAAUACCAAACGGUAUGCUCGACAACAAGAUCAAUGGAUCAAGAACCGUUUUCUUGGUCGUCUUCGUUUUGUUUUUACCUCGCUUCAAGGAACGAGGAAUUUCAUAACUAUUGACGCAUCGAAAAUGUUGUCAGAAUUUAUUGAAACGGUUCAAAAUGCAACAGAGUUUCUGUUGAAGAAAGAUUCACAAAUGAUAGGUGGAGUAACAUUGCCGUUAACUGAAACUAAAGAUAAACCAUCAGCGGUGAAACAAGAGUGGUGUGAGCUCUGUGAAAUCUUUGUUUGCGGGGGAAAUCAGAUGAAAGCACAUGCAACUUCGAAACGACAUCGCGGUGCAGUAAAACACGCCGCUUUAGUGAGGGAACAGGGGGAAAAAUACGGUCGCGUGAUUCCUCGUAAAAGACAACGAUUGAAAUGA